Molecule: messenger RNA, 6533 nt
Organism: Argiope bruennichi
Lineage: Eukaryota; Metazoa; Arthropoda; Arachnida; Araneae; Araneidae
Gene: melt
Product: protein melted-like
Exons: 17
Coding region: 318-3086 (922 amino acids)
Biological process (GO): regulation of signal transduction
Cellular component (GO): plasma membrane
Molecular function (GO): phosphatidylinositol-5-phosphate binding
Source: RefSeq, a predicted model, not a curated record
GGAAAAAGUUUUUAAGUUUUCUUAUUUCUUCUUUUUAUGUUUUUUUUUAUUAGGGGGCUUUGAACUUGUAGGGAAUGAAACCGGUUAUUUACUUAUUUUUGUUUUGAAACUACAGCCUUCGUUACAUGAUAACAUAAUUUAAUUGGUUCAUUUUCUAGUGAAUAAAAAUGUUGAAUCAACAUUACAUUUCUUUUGCCCAGGAGUAGGGAAUUUUUUUGGAAAUAGUAGAAGGAAUAAAAAAAUGAUAUGAUGAUGGCAAAUAUAGUUCACUUGAGUCAUCUUACUCUGAUAAGAGGUUCUAUGUGAAUUGCAUCAAUAUGCAUGAGCUUUUUGCCCAAGUUCUCAAGAACCAUGAUCUUUCAAGAGCUGGUGAUCUAUUUUCUAUCGAAGACAAAAACUUGGUUUCAGAUAUCUCGGAAGUUUUAGAAAAAAUAGAAGAAAUUGCCAGUGCAUCUGAUUUUACCCAAAAUGAUAAUAAUCAAAGUGUUGUUGAAAUAUGUAUUACUAGAGUCACUUCUGCUAUCAGGGACACAGGAACUAUUGAGCAACAUGCACCAGCUAUGGUGUCACUUUUAGAAUCUUGUCUUAAUCAUGAUCUUCGUCCACUACCGAAAGAUGAAGACCCUCCUCAUGCUAAAAUUGCAUCAGAUAUUGUUAGUUGUAUAUUUUUGAAUCACAGUAAAAAAUCUAUUAUGAAACUAGCUUUGCCUGUUGCAGUUAAAUUUUUACAUCGAGGUAACAAAGAGCUUAGCAGAAACUUGUCAAGUUAUCUCUCCUUAGCUGCGAUAAACAAUGCUGAACUUCUUGCUGUUCAUGUUCAGCCUAUUAUAGACAGUAUAAUAAGUGGUAAUUAUUCCCUUGCCCGAGUCUUGCCCCAGAUAUAUGUAGUAAAUAAGGAGCCCAUCCACGAUCAUGUAAUGGCUUUGGUUUCCUUGUUGCCUCAAUGUGAAAAUUCUGAGAAAUUGAGUCUUUUAAACUUGUUUGGACUAAUUGCAAAAUACAAGCCUUCAUUGUUGGAAAGUAAUCUGCCUCAUUUAAGUGAAUGCUUGACAAUUUCAAGCACAGCUGCAUCAGCUCUUCAAAUAUUUUUAGAUAUGGCUGCUGUUCGUCCCCAGUCAUUCACAGAACAUGUUCAGAAGAUGAAAAUGGCAGCAGAAUUACAACCUGGUACCUUAGUACUUGUAGCCAGAAUCUUGGGUAUAAUUGGUAAAUUAAAUAUGGAAAGAGCAAAAGAUUCUCUUGAAUUUAUCAUCUCUCAUCUGGGUAAGGUUGAUCAGUGGACACUAAUGGCUUUAUUACGCAUCAUCAAAGGUAUUACCGACACAUUUCCCUCUCUUUUGCCCCAGUAUUUAACAUCAAUUUGUAACCAAGUUGAACCAUCAGCUUCAUCAAAUAUUCGAAUAUACCUACAACAACUAAAAAUGGAUUGUCGAGCAUCUAAAGCACAACAGCAAGUGAUCAAUCAAACUGCGUGUGGAAUAACCAUUGUUAAAGUGGGAGGUAACAAGCAAGAUCCUCCUCAUGUGUCCCUCACUCCUCUGUCAGCUCAAACACCCUCUUUGCCACUAUCUUCACUUAAAACCACUCAUAAUGGAUUUAGAGACUGCAGAUCUAGAAAUAAUUUACCUGGUCCUGCUGAAGCAAGAUCCAUGUCUCAACUUGGCUCCUUACAGGCUAUUAAUCGUAGUAUGGGACGCCUUCCCUCAUCAAUGAGCACUUUGUAUUACCAAAGUGCUACUCGAUUGAGUUCACCUGUUGGCUUGCAUACAAGCAUGAUGCGACUCGGCUCAUCUACAGCUAUGAAUCGUAGUAUGACAGCUAUCAAUUAUAAAAAUAUUAGUAUUCCUAUAACCCGUGUUUCAAGUGGAGGUGUGACUGUUAUGACGGCUUUAACAUCUCCACAAAAGGGCAUCAGUGGUAGUAUGCCAACUCUUCAGGAGGAAGGACCAGUUACUGUUUCCAUUGGAAACACUCAACCUACUUCUACGCAUGAAUCGUACGCUCUUAGAUCCAGUCAGUCAACUUCGACUACGACUUCCGUUAGUCCUUCAUCUAGUAUACCAGUGUCUGCUGCUGUUAAUAGUCAAGUUACAUCAUCUCCAGUGACAACAUUAGCAUAUUCUUCUAAUAAUCACACAUUGCAAAAUACUAAAUUAAGAAAUGCAUCUGGGGUCACUGUUAUAACUCACUCAGGCUCGCAGUCAUCAAAUCCUCAGAGGAUAUCUGUUUUUGAGCCUUAUCCUAUGAGAGAUGCUGUGCAACAUUUCUGCGAAAAACAUUUGGAUAAAAUUAAAGCUUACAUGGUGAAAGUUUUUGUUAAGAUUCCUUUACCUGUACGAUGUACAAUUGAAGAACGCAAAGCAAAAAAGCAUGCUAAGAUAUAUUUCCUCUGUCAGGGGAAAGGAGAACACUGUUUGUAUAAUAAAGCAUUUUUUAUUAUGAAAACACGUAACCCUCGUGUGUGGAUACAUCUGAUGUUUUUAGCUUUGCAGGCAAGGUCUUCAAUAGCUCUGAGCACUAGGGAAGCAUCUGUAAGCAGUUUAAAAAAUUGCUGGGAUACUUUGAAAGCAGACAAUAAAAGCUUCCUCACUCUUGUGACUUCAGCAUUUCCUUCGGCAAAAGAUCAAGAUAUGUUAAUCAACGAGUUGCGUGUUGCUAGAUUUUUUGAUGUAUUCGAGUAUAAUGGGCCAUUAAAUAUAUGGGGCUGCUUUUUAUGUAACCACCCUGACAGGGCUAGAGGAUUUCUGCAGGAUACCCAACCUGUUAUAGAGGGUCAAUUGAAGGAAAAAAAAGGAAAAUGGAAAAUCUUUCGGCGAUGGAGAACACGAUAUUUCACUUUGUCAGCCGGCCAUUUAUCUUAUAGAGGAACACAGGAUGAAAAAGAAGUCCAACCUAUUGAUAUCAGUCAAAUUCGUAGUGUUCGAGCUAUCAGCAGUAGAGGGCGUAAUAUUCCCAAAGCCUUUGAGAUAUUUACCAACGAAAAGACAUUUGUUUUGAAAGCCAAGGAUAGUAAAAACACUGAACAAUGGGUACAGUGUCUCUCAAUAGCUAUGGCUCAUAAUCAUGCCAAAGAUAUUUCACACUGAAUCUAAGACAAAUUUACUUUAAAAUCAAAAAUAUACCUGUGAAAUUAUUUUUUGAUAUGAUGAUUUUUUAUAGUUUUUUUAACAAAGUUUUUGUCAUCAUUUUUUUUUUCAUAAUAUUUUGUUGAAUUUGUUUCAAAACUUAUAGUAUGGAUGUACACAAUGUCAGAAAUUCAUUAUCUGAAAAGCUUAUAUUCAUUAUACUACUGAAUACUAUUCAUUCUGUAUAAUUCUAAAAAAUAUUCAUUUUAUGCUCAGAUGUAGUUUCUGAUUUUAUAUUUGAUUGAGCAUGCUAUUUCGUGUCUAAAUUGAGUCUACAGAUACCAUUGAGGAAGGCAGAUAAUACGUAUCUUUUUAUUCAGACAUCAUUCUUCUAUCUGGAUGGUGUCAUUAUAUGGGAAUUUUAAUCGCAUUGCAUUUACUUAUCAGAUUUUAAAUGUGCAUCAAUUCGAUUUGAUGAUACCAUUAUUACAUGAUUUUGAAUCAAAAUUUUGAGCACAAGAAGUUUGUAGACCAUAAUGCUAAAACAGUUUUCUAGACAUUUAUUUAUUACUUCCAAAAUUAUAUUACAGUUAAAUUUUAAAAACUUACAUAUUUAAAGUAAAUUGUCCAAAAAGUAGGCAAAAAAUAGGUUAAAUAUGCAAAAUGAAUUAUCAGAUUUAAUAUUCAAAAAGUGUAUAAUGUAAUUAGAUUUAAAAAAAAAAAGAUACAGAAUUGAAUUGGUUGUUACGGAUAAAUGGAUUUUGGUUGAGAAGGACUUGAAUGCUUUGAGUUUGUUGCCAAUAUGGCAACUCACAUAAUCAAAGUAUUUCUGCUAGCAGCUCUUCAGUUAAAUUGUUGCCAGUGUUUCUAUUGUUAAGCUGUACACCUAUUAACCCUUUCUAGGGCGGUGAGAAGUAUGCUUCCCACCAAAUUUAUCAAUCUUUGUAUGAAAUUAUGUAGGUUAGCAUAAGUUCUGACAAUUUUUUUUAGUAAUUCAGAAACUUAGAUGCUUUAGUUCUUUAUCUCAGACAAAAUGAUGUGUCUUUAUUUGUUAAUUAACCAAAUUAAUUAAUCAAAUUAAAUUUAUCUAAUAAGCUGAAUGAAUCCCGUUUCUUAUUCUAACUUCAAACCUAAAAAUAUUUUAACAUAAUAUGACUAGAAAAAAAUGGCCCUUUAAAGGGUUAAAUGAAGUUUUAGUGAACUGAACAUUAAAAAUAAUUAACAAAUAAUUGAUUUAAAAAGAAAUUAAUUGAAUGUGAAUUUAAAUUCUUGAAAUUAUUUUGAAUUUUAUUAAAAACUUUUUAGCAAUAUUUUUUUAAUGAACUUUGAAAAGAUUUGUUUAUGAAUUAAUUUUUGGAUUUAUUAUUUUAAUUAAAAUUGUCUACUAGAAUUUUUAAAAUUGUUUAUCUUUAUUUCAUUCCCCCCUCCCUUUUUCUGUAUUUUAUGCUUCUCUUGAUAAUUUGCUAUGUCCAGGGAUUGUUCAAAAAUGUGGGUAAGGCGAAAAGGAAGGAUUAGCUAAAUAAGUAAGUGCAUUAAUUCAUAGUAGUUCUUUGUUCUAAAAAGCAGCAUUGGAAGUUUUUAGCGUCUUUCUUUUCGAUUAUGUGUUGUUUCUAUUAUUUGCUCUUCUUUCUUGAUUUUAAGAGGUUGAAAGAACUACGAGAUUCCUGCUGAUACUGCUAGCAAAGCUUCGAGUGUUUUUAAAUUAAUUUUUCUAGAUGUCGAAGGCAUUGCAAACUUUCAAGAUUAAAUCCUCUAAUAAAGAUUGUAGUCAAUUAAUCUUUAAACUGUGACUGCAUUAUUUACCUUUACUGCCAUCUUGUGUAUUGGCAUUGACAAUUUAGCAUCAUUGGUGAUGUGAAAAAGUUACUAAAAUAGAUUUCAACCAUUAAUUGAAAUCUAUUGUGUACAAAAUUAAGAUUUUACACUUAAGAGUAAAUCAUUCUCUUUACCAAAUUUUCUAUUAUUAUUUUGUAUCAUGCUAUUUUUAAAAGAUAAAAUAUGAGAAUUGUCAUAUCAUCUAUUCCCCAGUUUUGAGUGAUAUUUGUUAAAUUUGACAAAUGUUAUUUGAUUAGAUAUUUUUCAAAUUCCUGUCAUUGUUUUUAAUAGCAUUUACAAAAAAAAUUUUAUCUUUAAAUAAAUAUGAAUGAAUCUAUAUUUGUAAUUUUAUUUUUAAUGCUUAAUUCAUAUUUAAUAAGGAAGAGCAUUCAAUAUGAUUUCAAGACCAAAUAACUUGAGACAAAGUUUAUUUAAUGUGUGUAUUGGUGUGCAGCUUCUAAGUAUAAAUAUCAACAGCAAACACUGGACAAUAUAUUAUUAAACUGAAAACUGGAAUGAAAAGAUUGCCAAGAGUUGGAUUACUAGCAUAAUUCUCUAAUGAACAAAAAGGUGAAAUGAUUCACAAAUUCACAAGAAAUUUUAUAAUGCAAACUUUUUUUUCCCCUCUAUGAAAAAUUUCAUAUGCAUUGUUCUGCUAUAUGCCUAUUUCCAUUAAAAAUGUACUCGUUUAUAUUUAAAAGUUGCAUAUAUACUUUCUAAUGGAAAUUGUUGUAUAAUUUGUUAAAUUUGAGUAUAUUUUGCUUUAAUUUUUUUUUUUUUUUUCAAAAUCUGAAGGAAAAUGAAAAAAAAAAAAAUGUUUAAAUAUCAACAUAAAAUGUAGCUUACUAAUUUAGAUAUUCUUCCAGGGUUCAGAUAAAUUAUUUAUUGGAAAAAAUAUAUAAAUUUGAAUAAAGCUAUUUUCAUAUGCCCAUAUAUGGUCUGAAUAAGGAAAUUAAAAUUGACACUUGCCUCUUGUCAAUUAAGCAUGUAACUUUUACAUUAAAGUUUUUAUCCAUAUACAUUGUAAUUUGAACAUAAAAUAGAUCAUUUAUAUUGAAAUUAAAAAAUAUGCGCAUAUCGGUAAGAUGUUUUUAUUUCUGAUCAUUUUGAAACCAAGAUAACCAGUGAAAAUUGUGGCUCUUCAAGCUUGUGAUAUUUAAGUGCCUGUCUAUAAAUUUACAUUGAUAAAAUUUUAUUAAGCAACAUUUGUUGUGUAAUUUUUUAUAUAUAUUUAUCAUGUACACAAGAUGCUUGCUUUUUUUUUUCCACAUGUUUAGAAAAAUGGUGCAGCUGACAUGAUUACCAAAGUGAUAUUAAUUUUUGCAUAUAGUUGUCGUUUUUUGUACAGUUUGUUAUAGAAAGAAUAUAUCAGAAAUAUUAUGUACUUAAAUGUUAAAUAAAUAAAUAUCUGUGUACCUGUUAAUAUCUGUGUUUCUAUUAUGAAUUAAAUUUAAAAUCUGUGAUUGCAGAAAACUAAAUCUGGAUUUUAUUUUGAAAUUUUUUUUUAAUUUUACAAAAUGUAUAUGCCAUUUGCUAUUAUCGUUUUGGAGAUACUUAAAGGUUCUUUUUUUCUCCCUACUAUGAAAUAUUCGCGCUAGUUCAUUUAUUUUUCUAAAAUUGAUAUGAGAUUAUUCCUUCCAUUAUUUUUUUAUU